This is a messenger RNA of Cercopithifilaria johnstoni, 1598 nucleotides long. The record is from the annotation of a GenBank genome assembly. NCBI's taxonomy places the organism in Eukaryota, Metazoa, Nematoda, Chromadorea, Rhabditida, Onchocercidae.
UUUCGGCAAAAAUUCGUACUCUAAGUGAAUUUCACAGUCGUAUAGCAUGCAAUCAGCAACCACCAAGUGCUGCGGAAAUAUUAACAACAUUGCGGUAUUUUCAUCAAACAUUAAUAGGAUUUCUUAAAGAAAUGCCACCGAUACCGACAAGUGCCUUUGAGCGUUUCUGUCCAACAUUAAAUCGAAUAACAUUAUAUCCAAAUUUGAAUUAUUCAGGACUUUAUUAUGGAAUAAUAAAUUUGUUAGAUGUUUUCCAACAAAUUUCUGCUUCACAUCUUGCUAUCGGUGAUGCUAUUCUUGAUACAAUCAAAGCGUUAUAUUUUUUCCUACAACGUGAUGUUCUCGAGCAAUUACCAUAUUUUCUAGCUGCUCAACUUGGUAUUUUACCACCUGAACUUGAUAAAAAACUUGUACAUCUAAUUAGCACCUGUUUCAUUCCAUUUAUUCUGAUACCGAAACAAGAAUGCCUUUCAGUACCAGCUGUUCUUAUGACGAUACUUCAGCAUUCUACCGAUUUCAGUCUUCAUACACUUUUUGUCGAAAAUCUUUUGGCACAAAAAGAAAACGUUUAUAAGGAUAUGAUAUUGGUGUUAUCGAAAGGUACAAGUGAGGCACGUAUUGCUGCUGCAAAUUUAUUAUUUCAUUAUUGGCCUAUUUAUAAUAGGCAUAUAUUACAUCGUAAAUCAAUACAAUAUCGUAUUCAGGCUUGGACAUGUGUACCGUGUCAGAAUAGCAAUUGUGUGGAUAAAGAGCCAAGUGUUCGAUGCUGUUUUAAUCCAUUAAUAUCGAUAAAAUACGGUGAAACAGCUCCACCGAUAUCAUUAUGCAAAAAAUGUGCGGAAAUAGUUGAAUGUGAUGAUAAGAUAGCAACGAUACCAAUUUGUAUGCCAAUGUCUGCAUCAAGUAAUGUUGUUUGCCAAAAUAAGGGUUGUGAAUCAUCAAAACGUUUUGCUGUAGGAAUAUGUUUUUCUGAAGAUUGCAUUCGAUCACAUCAAUAUGUUCCAUUAAGACUUUGUCAGGAAUGUUUUAUCGCGUUACAUAACGAUAAUACUAAGGAACAUUUCAAACAUUGUAGUAUAGAAUGUGGUUGGGGAACAGAUAUUGAACGUGAUAUUGUCGAAGCGAUUGUUAAACUUUUGAAAGAAACUUCCGCUAAUUUAGAAGGAUCGGAUACUGAGAGUAAAAGACCAAAAUGGUUACGACAAUUAGAAGCUGGUCAUACGCUUGGUCGUGAGAUCGAUAAAAUGACCGAUGAACGACGAACAUUAAGCCGUUUUGGUAUUUGGCUUCUUGCAAUAAUUUGUCCACCAAUACCAGAAGCUAGACCAGAAGCGAUCGCUUAUAUGAUGUCAAUGUUGUUGCAAUGGUUUGCAACAACCGCUUUAUUACCAAAUGAUUCAAUUGGUGCUGCAUUGGAGCAACUUAAAACUGAUGUAUAUAUUAGUUGGAUAACUUUUUUUAUCACUUAUAUCAAUUCAUUCUUAUCAUUUGAAUUAUUUAACAUUUCAUUCAAUAUAUACAUAUAUAUAUGUAUAUAUUGUAUAUUUUAUAUACCUUGCCUUCACCUGAGCACUUGGAACAAACCAUCGAUUCCGUGA